Molecule: messenger RNA, 2150 nt
Organism: Paralichthys olivaceus (Japanese flounder)
Lineage: Eukaryota; Metazoa; Chordata; Actinopteri; Pleuronectiformes; Paralichthyidae
Product: protocadherin Fat 4
Biological process (GO): homophilic cell-cell adhesion
Cellular component (GO): plasma membrane
Molecular function (GO): calcium ion binding
Source: RefSeq, a predicted model, not a curated record
AUGGCCCUCGCAACGUAUAACAUUCUUGAUAAAUGUCCUCGAGCAGUGUCUCCAUGUCAAAGUGACCCAUGUGAAAAUGGGGGUGUGUGUCAUGAUCUCUGGUCGGAUUAUCUUUGCGAGUGCAAGAGCCCAUUUAUUGGAAGAAAAUGUGCCAAAGAAUCAUCAGAGGAAGUUGUAUUGCGAUUCACUGGGAAUGACUACAUAGAAUAUGUGAUCAAGGAGAAAUUCAAGAGAGACUUCCUGCUGAAACAGUUGCUGGAUGAUAAGAAAGAGGGAAACGACCAAAACCAAACAGGGAUUAACAUCAAGUUUAAGACCAGAAACAACGGAGUGUUAAUAUCUGUUAUGGGACAGACGGGCUAUAUCAUGCUGAAGAUUAAAGACGGGAGGCUUGUGUUCCUCUCUGAAGACGCAGUGUCAGGACACCAGUCAGAUUUCACCCUGGACUCUCCGGUGGCUGACGGGGUCUGGCAUGUCGUAUCCUUGUUCGGCAAAGGACAGAUCCUCUUUCUCGCUCUGGAUGGAAAACCAGUCUGGAACAUCACUGACCAAAGUGUGGAUCUCACUCCUGUUCAUGUGGAAAAGAUUGUUCUCGGUGCUCCUCUGACACUUGAUUCAAAGCUCCAGCAGUCAGGGUUCACUGGAUGUGUGCAGUAUCUUAAUGUGAGCGGUCACACUCUGCCUGUCAGCGGAAGCAGUGCGAUGGCGGACAUUUGGCUGAGCUGGACUCUCAUGCAGUCCAGCUGCAUCUCCCCUGGUGUCUGCCUCCCCUCGCCCUGCUCUGAGGAGGACGCUGCAAGGAGGGUUUGUCUCUCUGGACAGUGCCAGAACCGGUGGAGGUGUGGACCGACCGUGCAGAACAGCUCCUGCAUCUGUUUACAUAAUGUGUCCGGCCACGCCUGUGAUAUCUGCAUCUCUGCUAAAGACAGCCAGGAUCAGUGCUCUGGGGCUGGCAGCGGGCAUCUGUGGCUCAUUGCUGUGAUUCUUCCCCUAAUCUCCAUCCUGGUUUUUCUAGGAAUGUUUGUUGUUCUUCGUAAAGUGAGGCGGAACAAUGCAAAGUGUCUGAGUGAGAGCUUGGAGCAGAAGACAGAGCCAGGGACAGAAAAUGCUGCUUUUUGUUUUGAUGACAACCGUCCACUCACAAAUGCUGCAUCUGCAGAAAGAGAGGGACAGAAUGACUCAGUGAGGGCUGAUCAGCAGAGUUCGGAGUUGUACUGUGAUGCCUGUCCAUCAAGUGCGCAGCCAGAGCCAGUCAGUGAGCUGGAGUAUUAUGAAAUCAGCAGCAUCUCUAGUGCGUUUCACUCGGAUACUGCCUCACUCAGACUCAGCUGGCACAAGCAUCUGUACGGCACAAAGUGUGUGAACACUGAUCCUAGACGGUGUGGCGAUUUGAAGAUGCUGUCUGCAGGAUUUAAGAAAGAAGUCUCUGGUGAGGAGAGGCAACAAAGUCCAAAGAAACCUCGAAACAUGGACACACUAAACAAACUGUUAUUACCUAUGAUUGAUGCAGUGCAGACACAGCAUUCACCUCCUUGUUACAUGAAGAGGAUCCCACAACCCGAGCUUCCAGAACCUGUGCAGUGCCUCACUUUUGAAGAAAUAAGUAAAUUGAAUGCUCCUCCCGAGCAGACAUUGUCUAAUCAGGUACUCCUGAGUUGCACCCCGAUGAUGGAUGUCUCAUCCGACAGUGACACAGACAGCACGUCCACCUUAUCAGAGUCGGAGCAUGGACAAGUUUCUGUCAUCAGCACCAGGAAAUAUGGACACCAACAAUCAAACCUCUCAACACAUAGCUGCAGACAACCUUUCCCUGUGAGCAAGUCAUUUAAACUCUCUGCUGCAGGUCAGCAUGAAGAUGACAACACUCCCUCCAGUAUGUUUAAGCACUGGGAAACUAUUUUUAACAUGCAUCUACCUUAUAGCAGCUAUGUGCCUGUAUUUGAAGAUAUUGCACGUUUACCCAUGGAACCCAGUCGUAGUUAUGAUAUGCAAAGCGACAUAGAGGAAAUUAUUUGAUGGUCAUUAUACAUAUGUUACUUUUGUAAAUCCAAAAUUAAUGACACAGAAACCCUAAGUUUUAGUUUGGACUGUAACCAGGCUCUGAAAAAGCUGUGAAAUAGUAUAUCUUUCAAUCUUUUCAUUUGUGCUGG